Haliotis rubra (blacklip abalone) is the source of this 2752-nucleotide messenger RNA. RefSeq lists its product as uncharacterized. The transcript is spliced from 11 exons. The record is from RefSeq and is a predicted model, not a curated record. Lineage: Eukaryota; Metazoa; Mollusca; Gastropoda; Lepetellida; Haliotidae. The coding region runs from base 123 to 1490 and encodes 455 amino acids.
GCGGAAACACCCGGUUACCCGCGCUCAACCACAGACACCGCUGUUGUCGUUGUGACAAGCCGCGGGCAGGUUGGGGAGGUACUUCUCUCACGCUCUUACACCACCGGACGGGUUAUAGACAAAUGUAUUCUCACAAGAUACCUACCAGGAAACACUCGAUGGGACUACGAGGUAUUCGCUUGUCCCGGCUCGGGAGAGGAUUAAAUCUGGUGAUAACGAUUCUUCUGUUGUUGGCAUUCCUCCUGACAUUAUGGAACUCCAGGCCGUGUCCAGCGUUGGUAACACAAGCAGCCAUAGCUCGGCAGUCUCCGGGAGUUAAAGUCGUUGUCAAUAUGAAUGGGUUGCCAGUAUCGCCGGAUCAAGUAAGAAGCAGCCAUUACACAGAGGAGGAUGACAUGUCAGAGUCGGAUAUUAUGUCAAACAAACCAUCACCUGUGAACCUUGAAGAAUACAGGAAGUUGCUGAAAUGGAAGAUUUCAGAUCUUAAACGGAAUGGCGUCCUAAGACAUUUUCCACCGAGAAACGCUUGCAGGGCAGACGAACCAGAUAAAGUUUGUAUUGAUAAGAAUUGUGGAGCCAAACUUCCGGAUACGCAUAGCGACGAGAAUCUCAGGAGUGUCCUGAAACCACUUACCCGACUGAAGGAGAGGGCCAUUUCUAAAACCGUAAAGCUUCUCGGAGACCUCCCUACUGGACACAAUGUCACAUUCAUCACAGCUGGUUCUUCUGACCAUUUCCUGGAAUCCCAGGCUCUCAUUAAGAACCUCCACCUGACCGUGUUCCCGAGACUACACAACUACACCUUCAUCUACUACGACAUCGGACUUGAAGAGGACGAGAGGGAGCAGUUACAGAGACUGUGCAUGUGUGAGGUGAGAAAAUACCCGUUUGAGAAACUACCCACUCGACUACGCUUCAUCCGGGGAUUCACCUGGAAACCUAUCAUCAUCAAUGCGCACCUGCCCACGACGGACUACAUCGUCUGGGUGGACUCCUCGGUGAGGUUCCGGACCGGUCAACUCACCCCCAUGUUUGAGGAUGCCCGAGCCAGAGGCCUCGCCUUCUCCCCCGUCGGCAAGUACGCCCUGGCGGAACACACUUCCAAGGACAUGUUCCAGUACUUCAGCGACUCCGCUUGCCACUUCUCACAGUAUAACGAAGCCGAAGCCGGCUUCCAGAUUCUCCACAACGACCCCUUUAUAAGGAAUUUCUUGGUGAAGGUGUGGACGGCGUGUGCCCUUGACCCCCUGUGCAUGGCCACUGACCAGUCGGAACCGCAGUUCCACUGUAACAACAAGAUACGGCAAUACAGCAAGUGCCACCGGUUUGACCAGUCAGCGUACUCGCUCAUCCUGGCCAAGUUGUUCCGGCAGAACAUCAUGAGUUUCUACAUACCAAAAGGGAAAUAUCAUAUCCUGCGGAGACAUCAAACUGACAACUACUUUGACAAACUUGAGUCUGAAGUGGUCGGCAAAUUGCAGCUCCAUUGAUAUAUUCCAUGUUCGUAGUAUUUUAUUGGAGGAUUGUGGAUGGUAUGUUGUAUUUGUGUUCUUUGACACCUCAAUGUCACCCACAUUCCUGCUAUAUUGUUGUGCACAUCGUUGCAAUAUUUGCAAUAUUUGCAAUAUUUGUUUAUUUGUUUAUUUGCAAGGGGUACAUGUAGGCCAUCGGCCCAUGGUACAUAGAACAUCUGCACGACAGAGUUUCAGCAUUUAGUCACACAUAUUAUAGUGGGUGCAAUACGUUUCAUAUUGUUAACAUUAGUAUACAUAAUCAUUGGUGCACAUAUCGCACUAUGACAUUCGGAGAUUUGAAAGAUUUGGAAUUCAAGACCUGUGGUUGUGAAGCGUUCAUUGCUGGCCAUAUUCCCCCUUGAGGAUUCCGAGUCGGAACAGUUCCCACUUCAAUGGUGAUCGGUUGGCCAGUCUCUGUGACAGUUAUCAUGGAACAUUGCUCAACGAAUAUACAACUGGUCCGCCUGACUUCCAAAUGGUUUUAUGGUGGAUACGUGGAGGACAGUUUUAAAUGUGUACCAUCAGUGACGAGAAUGAUAUCGGGCGCAAUUCCUUAGAGUGACUGUUAUGGUGAUUACCGUUUUUCAGGUCAAGGUUGACUUGCCUUUGCAUGUGUGUGUGAUGGGUGGCAACGAGCGGGAAGGAUACUCCCACACUUUUUCCAACACCUUGGAUGUUCAGCAGCUCUAACGUGGCACCUGUGAUAUAGCGAACAACGUAAUAAAACCGCUUUCAACUGUGCCAUAAAUAAUAUUUACUCGUUCAUGUUGGUAUUUUCUUGAUAUAUGUUAUGACUGUUAAUCAAAUUUACCUCUGAGGAAAAGUAUAUUAUAUUAUCUUGUUAUCAAUGCCUGAACAGAAGGAAACUGUGGUUCUUGAUUGGUAUGUAACGGAAUGUACACCAAUCGCUAUACAGGGUGCACUUGGUUUUAAGAAUCUCGUGCUUUUCACGUUCUGUGUCUGUCGACAGCUUAGCAUCGUCACUUGAAAUAUACUCAGUAAGUGAGUGAGUGAGUGAAUUUAGUUUUACGCCGCACUCAGCAAUAAUAACUGAGGGACAAAGAUGUCCAUAGUACUCCAGUCACGUGUUAUUAGUAUCCAGAUAUAACUUUCAUGAUCGGGAAGAUAGACAUUUGGUUAACAUUCACACUUACGGUGAAAGUGAAGUAUUGGGGAGUGUUUUCAUUGGUUUUAGACUAUUUUUGUUUCUUUUAUGCCAUAUUAAAUGUCAAGUAUUA